Molecule: messenger RNA, 923 nt
Organism: Formica exsecta
Lineage: Eukaryota; Metazoa; Arthropoda; Insecta; Hymenoptera; Formicidae
Product: peptidyl-tRNA hydrolase 2, mitochondrial-like
Exons: 3
Coding region: 472-885 (137 amino acids)
Cellular component (GO): cytosol; mitochondrion
Molecular function (GO): peptidyl-tRNA hydrolase activity
Source: RefSeq, a predicted model, not a curated record
CAUCCCAUUAUUUGUAGCAAAUUGUAUUCAUCGGUGUUUGUAGAUACGUAAAAUUCGUAUAAUUUUACGAUGAUAUUUUUUAUAAAUUAACGUCUUGUAAAUGAAAUUCAAUAAACUCGGGCAUCUUUUACAAUCUUCCGCUACACUUAUUUUGUUUCAAUCUGUAUUGAUCCAAAGACAGAUCAAAAAUAAUUUAUGAAUUGUAUAAUUCGAAUCUUUUUUCAUCUAAAUAUUGAUAUAAUAUGAUUGCGUCAUCAAAUACUGAUGCUGAAAAAGAAAUUGAAGAUCCUGUCGAGCGGAUGUUAAAAAAGACCGGUUGCGUGGAAUUGCAUUAUCAAGUUCAAGAAUGUAUAGCCGAGCACAGAGAUUGGAGGAAAUGUCAAAAUGAAGUAAAAAAGUUUAAGGAAUGUAUGGCUGAACAUACAAAGCAGCAACAAUCAGAACAUUAAUAAUAGGUACCUGAAUUUAAAGAUGUGGUUGAUAAAUAGAUCUAUUAAAUCUUUAUUUGCUCCUGUUUGGAAUGGACAGAAUUGUAAAAUGGUAAUAGUAGUUCGGUCAGAUAUACCUAUGGGAAAAGGUAAAAUCGGUGCUCAGUGUGCUCAUGCUGCAUUAGAAUGUUGUCGCCAGACUUUAAACAAUGAAAAGAAACAACAAAUGUUUCAAUCUUGGUUACAAAUUGGACAGCCAAAAAUUGUUGUCAAAAUACCAAAUGAAGAGGAGUUAUUGAUUUUGGCAGAUAAAGCUCAACGUGCUGGUUUAAUUACUGCCAUAAUAAAAGAUGCUGGUAGGACUCAAUUAAAGCCUGGCACAGUCACAGUUGUCGGCAUAGGACCAGGAUCUAAUGAAGUUAUUGAUAGUCUUACAUCGAGAUUAAGAUUAUUAUAAAUGUAUCUUGUAAAUAAAAGAAGAUAUUGUUAAGGAAG